GGGCCACACCUCCGCUUCUCACAGCUGGAGCACGGCCCGGCCCUGCGCAAAACUGGAGAUGAGCCCAUAGCGAGCUGCCCUUCGCGGCCGGGCCUCCGGGGACUCGCUUUGGCUCCGGCUUUCCCUGUCCGAUAUUCGGCAAGGACAGAGGGACGUUUUCCUCAUGUUCCAUGAGGUGCUGCGGGGCCCAUUUCCGCCCAGAGUGCUGCCUUUCCUGGCAGCGGUGCUUUUCCAGAGGAAGGAGAGGAGAGACUCGGGGCUCUAUCACUGGCGGUGGGAAAAGCACCCUUACUACAACCUAACAGUAAAAGUCCUCCGAGCCAGAAACAUCAAGGGUACCGAUGUAUUGUCCAAGGCAGACUGCUAUGUGGAACUGAAGCUGCCCACUGCAUCUCCCCGUGUCUCUCGAACUCAGGUUGUUGACAACUCUGAGAACCCAGAAUGGAAUGAAACUUUCCAGUAUCGCAUCCAUAGUGCUGUCAAGAACAUUCUGGAGUUGACCCUCUAUGAUAAGGAUGUCCUUGUCAGCGAUGAGCUCACCUCUAUUGUCUUCGACCUGGGGGGCAUGAGGCCGGGUCAGCCCGUGCUGCGCACCUUCAGGCUGAACCCCGAGGCUAAUGAAGAGCUGGAUGUAGAGUUUUUCUUGGAGAAAUGCUCAGAUGCUCCUACAGAAGUACUGACCAACGGAGUCCUUGUGGUUCAUCCUUGCUUGUGUCUGCAAGGCACUGUCAACAAAGAGGAAAACACAAAAGAGAAACAGCAAGGACGCUGUGAGGUCAAGGUGUCUGUCCCAGGGGCAUAUCAAAAGCAGUUGUCUAUUCCUUGGACACCAGACAAUGAGACGGAUUAUGGAACCUCCUUUGUCUUUCAUGUGGAUAAAGAAAUGUGUCCAGAACUGCAAGUGGAGCUGGAGCAAACCAUAUCUGUCCUUCAGGAUGGCGUGAACCCUGAUAUUGAAAAGCAUUCUACAGUUCUGGGACUGGGGACUGUACCAGUUAAUUCCCUUCCUAUUGGAGAAAAAGUUGAUAAAAUCAUUUCUUUGGGAGAGGGAAAAAAUUUGGAUAUGAGUUUGAAAACUGAAGAGAGCACUUGGGAUCUUGAUAUACGUCUGGGUUUUGAUCUCUGUAAAGAGGAGAGAGAAUUUUUGGACAAAAGGAAGAAAGUAGUUUCUGAGGCACUGAGGAAGACUCUUCACUUAAAAGAAUCCCCUCCAAAGGAUGAGGUUCCAGUUGUAGCAGUGCUGGGCUCUGGAGGUGGGAUGAGAGCACUGACAUCGUUCUAUGGCAGCCUUGCUGGGCUGCAGCAGCUGGGCCUUCUGGAUGCUGCAAUAUACCUCUGUGGGAUUUCUGGCUCUACUUGGUGUUUAUCAACACUGUAUCAAGACCCUGACUGGUCACAGAAAGACCUCCAAGAUGCUAUCAGAAGAGCUCAGGAUACUGUGUCCAGCAGCAAAGCAGGGGCAUUUUCCCCAGAACGACUGAAAUACUAUUUCCAGGAGUUGAAUGCAAUGGAGAUCGCUGGACGGAAGGUUUCCUUUACAGAUUUGUGGGGCCUUAUUGUGGAAUAUUUCCUACAACAGAAGGAAGAUCCAUCAAAGCUGUCUGAUCAGCAGGAAGCAGUGAAAUGGGCCCAGAACCCUUAUCCUAUCUAUGCAGCUGUCAAUGUGAGACCCAAUAUAAGCAGUGGUGACUUUGCAGAGUGGUGUGAGUUCACUCCCUAUGAAGUUGGAUUUCGCAAAUAUGGAGCUUUUGUUCGAACAGAGGAUUUUGACAGCGAGUUCUUCAUGGGACGGCUUGUCCAGAAACAUCCAGAGCCCAGGAUUUGUUUUCUACAAGGAAUGUGGGGCAGUGCCUUUGCUGCAAGCUUGGAUGAUAUCUGCCUGAAGGUGGUUGGUAUAGGACUGAGCUUUCUGGAUUCUUUCAAAGAUGUUAUCAAAGUUGUAGAUGACUGCCGAAGAUUCCAUUUCCGAGACCCAGCACGACUGAAGACUCGCUUGGUUAUACCUGGGGGCCCCUUGUUACAAAUUUUUCAGGAUUUCUUCAAGUCCCGGGUCACAUGUGGAGAAACCUUCAACUUCAUGAAGGGAUUGUAUCUUCAUAAAGAUUAUGUUAACAUCAAGGAAUUUGUGACUUGGAGAGGUACUCACCUGGAUGCAUUUCCCAACCAGCUGACUCCCAUGGAAGAGAGCUUGUAUUUAGUGGAUGGUGGCUUUUCCAUCAACUCUCCCUUUCCUUUGGUACUUCAGCCAGAGAGGGAUGUGGAUGUUAUUUUGUCAUUCAAUUUUUCCUGGGAAGCUCCAUUUGAGGUUUUAGAGCUGACUCAGAAGUACUGCGAGGAGCGGGAAAUUCCUUUUCCAAAAAUCAAAUUCAGUCAGGAAGAUGAAGAGAAGCCAAAAGAAUGCUACAUGUUUGUGGAUGAAAAUAAUCCAAAAGCUCCAAUUGUACUCCAUUUCCCUCUAGUGAAUGACACUUUCCAGAAAUUCAAAGCUCCAGGAGUUGAACGUGAGUCAGAAGAAGAGAAAUCCUUUGGUGACUUUAUCAUUGAGUCGAAAGAUUCCCCUUACCGUACACUAAACUUCACCUUUGAGCCAUAUGAUUUCAGCAGGUUAGUGGAAGUGAAUCGCUACAAUGUUCUGAACAACAAGGACACUCUCCUCAAAACCCUGAACUUGGCUCUGCAGAGGAGGAAGUUGAAGAAAGUGACCAAUAAGUCAAAUACAUGAGCAGUUUGCAAGGCUGAGGGUAUACAGAGAGGCUGCAGUGUACAAAAGCCGUGAGGUUCAAGACAGGAUACUGAAAGUGGAUAGCUGGAAGCUGUCUUCCUCAGGAGGGAGUAGUAACCUGACACUGAAAACUCAUUCCAGGUUAUGUGCUCUGAUGGAAACUCAAGGGAUGUACAAUACAACAUGGACAUUGCUUCCUCACAUUGGGAAGAAUAAGGAAUUACCUAGCUCAGUGUCUCAAAUCGCAGUGGCUGAUUCCAGAGGAUUCGGGAGGUCUAUCCAAACCACUCAAGCAUCUGGAGAAUAAUCUUCCAGACUCUGAGUGAUGCACCUGUUUUUAUCAAAGCUGUGUUGGUGUUUGAGGAAGCAGAUUCAUUCUGUACCUUUAUCUCUUGCUUAUGAACCUCCUUUCAUGAACUUCUACAGUUUGCAUCAUCUUAAAAAGAACUACACAGAUAAAAACUACACACUGAGAGAAGAGAUGUCUCCUUUUGCUUUCAGCUUGCUACUGGCUGAUACCCUGGUACUUUCAAGACUAAAUAGUCAUUACUUCCCAUUUUGUCAUUCAUGGUUUCAAUUUCCUUUCCCUUCUUGAGGAUUUUAAUGGCUUUUCGUCUCCCAGAAAUUCUAUACAGAGAAUCUUAUUUUGGUAAACAAAUUUUUUUCAAGGAAAUAAAUGUUUUUUAUGUUUAACAAUAAAAAUACAUUGUGGGAUUUUGUUACUCUUUCCUAUAGUUUGAUCAUCAUGAGGUGAUGAAACCGUGCUGAAAAUACUGUAAGUUUCAUCUUUCUGUGUAAGAGGAAGGAAGGCUCCUUUGAAGGGUUUGAAUUAGAUAUUUUUUACUUACACUUCAGCUUGUAAUUCACCCAGACCUUUGUUGAAGGAAUUUGUGUCUAUGUAUUUUAGAAACAUCAAUAGUCAAGGUAGGCACACCUUAUGAAUGUGAAUUAAUAAAAUAAUGUCAGAUGCUGCUGUGCCUGGGAUGGGAUUCACCUCACUUUGCAAAAAGCCCAGAGAAAAGUACUGAAUGGUGCAGGUGGAAAAUAUGUAAUGCAGAACUGUGGCAGACAAGCGCUGUUCCUUUUAUGGCUUUUACAUUGAGGUGAAUGUACCAAUUCUGCAUUUAAAACUGAGGACAGGAGAUUUGUCUUAUGAAAGUAUUUAAGGGCUUAUGGAUGGGUAUGAUUCUUAAUACAUUUUCUAUGUGUUUUUCUUUUAAUAAAUACUAGUU
Messenger RNA from Poecile atricapillus (Black-capped chickadee), 3954 nucleotides. It is a transcript of the gene PLA2G4F, whose product is annotated as phospholipase A2 group IVF. The record is from RefSeq and is a predicted model, not a curated record. Lineage: Eukaryota; Metazoa; Chordata; Aves; Passeriformes; Paridae. Gene Ontology annotation, cellular component: cytosol. The coding region runs from base 164 to 2722 and encodes 852 amino acids. Gene Ontology annotation, molecular function: calcium ion binding; calcium-dependent phospholipid binding. Gene Ontology annotation, biological process: glycerophospholipid catabolic process. The transcript is spliced from 20 exons.